AAGUGCACUCAAGAACUAGAAUCUUUUGUUGUUGCAAUGUCUUUGGAGAGUUCUAUGCAAGUCUUAAAUCCUCCGAAUGAUUGGGAAACUCUGUGUUUAUGUGUGAUUUAUCUCCUGUCCAUUGCUGCCGUUAUGAUGCUAUCGCUUGUGCUCGUCAAUGUUUUACGUUAUUGCUUCACUAAGGAAAAUGAGCUUUUGUUGAGGGAGCCGGAUCCUGAGUUGCGGAAUCAGUUGAAUUCUUUCCGCAUUGUGUUGCAAAGAAAUUUGUGCUCUUUCUCCCUACGCAGACGUGGCGCAAUUACCUUUUCCCACGUAUUCCAUCAUUUAUGGGCUGCAGUACUUAAUCGUUAAUAAAUUGAACUCGCAAUUUAUUUUCGAUACAUUAUCAAGUUUAAGUUUUGAACAGCAUUUUAUCAUGUUUUAUUUUAUUUGUUUCAUUAUGAUUGUUAUUAAGGCAGCAGUCAACCACAUGAACAAAAUACAAUAAAAUGGUAUGCGAAAUAUA
Molecule: messenger RNA, 505 nt
Organism: Teleopsis dalmanni
Lineage: Eukaryota; Metazoa; Arthropoda; Insecta; Diptera; Diopsidae
Exons: 2
Coding region: 37-351 (104 amino acids)
Source: RefSeq, a predicted model, not a curated record